UUUUAAAGCUUUAAAAGGCUUAUAAUUCAGAUAGUCCAUCAAAUCAGAGCAAUGACAAAUCAAGAUAUCGGACUAUCGGUAGACUUAAAGCCCAAGCUUCACGUCACAAAAGUCCGUGAUCCUCGGCCUUCAGUGUGGCUCUCUUUCUUUAAAUGUCUAUUUGGAAUAAUCCUCUCGUUCAUGGUUCUAACGAGUGUUAUUGCCAGCAAGCUGUCGUUGAUAUCUAUUGGUACUUUUUACAAUAGCACUCGCAGUGGCUGCACUACUAACUUUGAUGUUGAUCACUCCAAAGAAACGACGUUUACAAUGAUGGUACUGAUUCUAAUGAUUCCUCAGUUUAUGUCAUUAAUACGAGCUUGUUGGAGAAGUUUGUGCAGCGAAUUCCACCCUUGGCCAACUAACGUAGCAAUACUGUGGGCUGUAUUUUCUGCUCUGCUUGAGGUGUUUGGACUGUCAUUCUUCACUGUUGUUGUGGUCCUUAAAACAACUUUGUCAGCAGCCCAUUGCGUGGUGAUAAUGAACUGCCUUUUCCUAUUUCCGAUAAUCUUCCGAUUCUCGAAGAUAAAACAACUUAAAAAAGAUAAAGAACCCUGGUUAAAGCCAUUUCUGCUUCUAAUUUUAUCACUUUUACUUGAGAUCGCUGGGAUUGGUUUGCUUUCAUUUGAUGUCAUUAUGAAUAAAAAGAACGUCAAUCUUCAGGAAGCUGUUGGUAUUCCUAUUUCUCUUCUUCUCGUGUCUUUGGCUUGGAGUAAACAACUCCAGACACGUCAGGUUGAGCCAAGAAAAAAUGAAAAUUCUGCUCCUUCAAAUAAUCGCAAUGGCUCAUUAGAUGAAGACGAAAUAUUCCCCAAAGCAACAGCACGAGACAAAUCUACAAUCAUUUCUUCCAUUGUCAAACUGGUUGCGACACCUUUCGUUUCUGCAUUGUUUUGUUAUGUAUUUGAUGUUGCAGACUUAGCAAAUCUGAACAAUGGCUUCCUUCGCUUUGAUGUAGCUCAUACAGCUUUUCCUCAUUUUAUGGCACAGAUUUUAACAAGUAUCGUAGGAAGCGUUUUAGGUUGGCUUGCCUGUGCAAUGUGCAUGCAGAGACUUGCCUUUUUCUUGCCAAUGCUUCUCGCCACACCACUUUCUCUUAUUUUGAUCUCCAUUCCUGAAUUGUGCUGCACCAGUGCCAUACCCCUGAAGUGUUUAGACACUCAUGACAAUCACAUAUUCCCAAUGGCUUUUUGCUUGUGGCUCGCACAAGUCUUGUCUACGGGAAUGUACUUAUGGAAAGGGCAAACUUUUAUCAUGGCUAAGGAGUCCUCUCUGUUCUGGCUACCGGUCUACAAUAAUGCGUUCCUUGAGCAAAGUCUGUUAUUAAAUCGCAAAAAUCAAGCAACAGACGAUUCAAAAAUUAUUCGAGCGGAUGUUGUCAAGAAAUCGCGUGUGUACAUAUGUACAACAAUGUACCACGAAAACAAAACUGAGAUGGAACAACUGCUGCGCUCUCUUCACGACAUCGACACGGCAAGGCUUAAAUCAGAACGAAAUUUUGAGUCGCAUAUAUUCUUUGAUGGAGCUGUAAAAGGGAAUGUGCUGAAUGACUUCGUAUUGCAACUCAUUGCUCUUGUUCCCAAAACACUUGGUGUGGAAAAGAUAGAAGACUGUAAGAAGAUAAAGACACCUUAUGGAAUGCAACUGAAAUGGGAACUCCCUGGCGGAAUGCCAUUCUAUAUCCAUUUGAAGGACAAUUUUAAGGUCAAAAACAAGAAGCGUUGGAGUCAAGCCAUGUACAUGUCAUACGUCUUGGACUACAAGAAAGCUAGCAUGGAAAGCGAUCCACACAACGAAGCAGUCGCGGGAAGCGAACACAAGGAAGUCCAGAUAGGCGAUGACAACAUAACCUAUAUCCUAGCAACUGAUGCCGAUGUCCGUUUUACCCAUGAAUCAGUGGAGGCCCUGUUAGAUUUGAUGAUGAGAGAUCAAAAAGUGGGCGCUGUCUGCGGGCGUACACAUCCUUUGGGAUCUGGGCCUGUUGUAUGGUAUCAAGUAUUCGACUACGCUAUUGGUCACUGGUUUCAAAAGGUCGCCAAUCACGUCCUUGGAUCAGUCCUCUGUUCACCUGGCUGUUUCAGUGUCUAUCGUGCACGAGCCAUAAGAGAUGUUCUUCCAAUCUAUGCUUCACCUGUUGAGACAUCCAUUGACUUUCUCACAAAAGAUAUGGGGGAAGACCGCUGGAUGUGUACAUUAAUGGUUCAGUCAGGUUGGCGUCUUGAGUACUGUGCUGCCGCAGAAGACAGCACUUUCUGUCCAGACACUUUUGAUGAGUUCUUCAAUCAAAGACGUCGAUGGAUCCCAUCAACCCUUGUGAAUCUCAUCCAGUUGAUUAGAGAAUGGAAAUUCACUGUCGAAAACAACGACAAGAUCUCGAUUUUCUUCAUUCUUUACCAAGCACUCUUAGUUGUAUCUACUCUUAUAUCGCCUGCAACCGUUAUCCUUGUCAUCACUGGGGCACUUAAAUACUCCAAGUUACCAGGAACAGAUAAUGAUGUAGCUAUUCUCAUACUUCUUUGUGUUGUAACGUUUGGUUUUGCCUUAAUCUGUCUUUACACCAAGCAGUCAUUUCAACUCAAGGUGGCAAAGGUUCUCACUAUUAUGUUCGCAUUGCUAAUGACUGCUGUUACUGUUGGUAUGGCCGCACAGAUUGCUAUCGAUCUUUCCAAAAGAUCUCAAUGUGAUGCGAAAACAAUAGCACCGAAUGCAUUGGGCACCGAAUGCACAGAUGGUUUUCCUGCUGACCUUAGUUCGCUCUAUCUUGCUGGCCUUGUUGGUAUUUAUUUUGCUGCAGCACUAGUGCAUCCAAGCGAAGCUUUUUGUCUAGUUCAUGGCAUUUGGUAUCUUUUCUGUCUUCCCUCUGGAUACCUGCUGCUUAUUGUAUACUCAUUAGCAAAUAUCACUGACAGAUCAUGGGGAACUCGUGAAGCCAAAAAUACGUUUGUGGAUGAUAAAAAUUGGUACAAGGUAUUCUGGAAAGAACUCAGACAUCUUUGCUUUUGUUGCCAACCCGAACAAAAGCCAGCCCCAUCUCGAACUGAAGAAUUCAUUGUGGAACAGCCAGGCGAGUGCAGACCUAGAGAUGGCUUAAUUUCUGAUAGCCAUGGUCCCUCUACUUCUGUUAGUGAAACUGCUGAAGAUCACCAAGUGCUUUCCUCCCACAACUCUGAUUCUGAAUCACAAAUGCCUAUUGAAAAGUGGUUAGCAGAUUUUAAGGAUUCGUACAAGAACAACUUUAUCGAUAAUGGAUAUGACGACGUCAGCUUCCUUAUUGGCAUGACUGAUGAUGAUCUUCGCUCCAUUGGUAUCGAAAGAUCAGGUGAUCGAUCACAAAUCCUUGAUGAGAUUAAGAAUAUUCCUUUCCCUCCUGUUGAUACAGAUGUACCUGAAAAUCUAAAAGAGUGGCUGCAUAAACUGGGUCUCGGCAGAUACUGGACUCACUUUGAAAAAAAUGGUUACAAAAAACCGCGUAUGCUGGAACGACUUAAGGAUAUGAAAGUCGAAUCUCUGCGCAAAGAACUAAAAGAGGAUCUGAAUGUUCUUAAACUUGGCCAUUUGAAUAAGAUGAUCAAGGCGAUUACAAAUAUGCGGUAUGCAACCUCAGCACAAAGAGAGAUUCACCAGACACGUAAGAUAGUUGAUAAGGUGAACCCCAUAGAAAUUGACGGCAAAGAAUUGCGUUUUUGGGAAAUGUUACGAUCAAGAUGUCUGCUUCCAGAGUCUGCCGUAUUUGGUAGCAUGACAGAACUCAAGGAAAAACUAGAAGACUUGCGUGACUCUUUUUUGACCGUGUUUGCCAUAGCUAACGUAAUGUGGAUUAUUGUCAUCAUCACGCUCGAUAAACAGGCUGAGCUCAAAGUCAAAGGCACAAAUGCUAUCGGUCUUGUUUUUUUAUUUGUUUUUGGAUUGGUGAUUGUUAUUCAAUUUCUUACAAUGAUCUUCCAUCGGCUAUCGACUCUCUGCCAUUUACUGGCUCGUGCUCUAUGGAAAAGAGGUCGUUCUCAACUUUCGUGGGCUUUCAAUGAUGAAGAUCUUAGACUCCACUCUAAACCUCAGCAAAGCGCAUCGCUGUCAAAAGGAGGACGAGAAGACCAUGAAGAGAUCACUGCGGAGGUCGCUGCGGAGAUCAAAGAGGUCACUGUGGAGACGAAAUCGAAAGUUGACGACCGAGCAGAAGACCAUGACCUAACAUCGGCCAGUUGUGAAGAGAUCGCUGGGAAGAGUAUUGAGGUCGCUGUGGAGAUCACUCAGGUCGCUGUGGAGAUCCCGUCCCCAGUUGAUGACACACACUGCAUACACACUGCAUAAUUUAACAGCCAGAAUUUCACAAAAGAUGCACUGAAUUAGUCUCAUUCCUAUACAUCUAAUUGCAAAAAACAUUGCCGGGUUUAAAAAGGUGAAAUCAAAGACAGAAGGGGACAUUAAUGCGGACAGUAUUUGGGAACUGAAACACAGUUAAAAAUCUGCCUUCCCAUACUCUAUGUAACUCUUAACUUUGAUGAUGUCACCUUUGUGAACCUGACAACGUGUUGUUUUCAGUUAGGUGCAUACUCAACAGCAGCCGGUCUCAUUUAUCAGUAUUCAAGAAUUUCUGACGCAAAAGAGCAAGCGCUUCCCGUAGUUUCUUUGAGACUACAGUAAAAACCCGCGUCAAGAACAAGUGCAUUAAGAACACCAGGAAAGAAAGUACCAUAUAUAUAAGAACACAGCCUAAAAAAUGAAAGUUGUUCUUAUAUAGAAAAAUAGAGAUCAACGUUACUUCUCAUUGCACUUAUAAUAUUCAUUAAUAAUUCAUAAGUUACACAGCCAUUCAGUGACCGUUAUUGUAGUCACAUGACUACCCUUGUAUUCACCAAUACAAACUUAAAGCGCGGGAAGGGCUUGAAUUCAGAGCAGGGAAAGGGUGGGGUUGAUGAAUAAUAACAGUAGAAAAUAUGAUCUAUUAGUAUUCUAUAUAAAAAUACAGAAUAAUAAUAGAUCUAUAAGUAUUCUGUAUUUUUAUAUAGAAUAGUAAUAGAUCUGUUAGCCUGCUAUAGAAAAAAGUAUAAAAUGCUGAUAGAAUCGAUCUAGCAAAAUGAAUAGUCAAAAUUGCACGUAUUUACAUUUACGAUCAUUCUUCUUGAGGAGGUUAAAUGAAUUUUCCGCCUUUACGUUUUGUAGAAGCCUGUUAAGGCCGGAAACUGAACAAUCACAAAUAUAGAUUUAUACUACUUAUUAACCGAGAGUGAGGUCAUUACAGGGAAAUCUCAGACCGAGGUCUUGGAAGUAUGGAC
Exaiptasia diaphana is the source of this 5309-nucleotide messenger RNA. RefSeq lists its product as uncharacterized. Gene Ontology annotation, molecular function: protein binding; chitin synthase activity. The transcript is spliced from 20 exons. The record is from RefSeq and is a predicted model, not a curated record. Lineage: Eukaryota; Metazoa; Cnidaria; Anthozoa; Actiniaria; Aiptasiidae. Gene Ontology annotation, cellular component: cell periphery; cell septum. Bases 52 to 4344 code for a protein of 1430 amino acids.